This is a messenger RNA of Synchiropus splendidus (mandarinfish), 1618 nucleotides long. It is a transcript of the gene hspa14, whose product is annotated as heat shock protein 14. Gene Ontology annotation, cellular component: cytoplasm; ribosome. Bases 34 to 1554 code for a protein of 506 amino acids. NCBI's taxonomy places the organism in Eukaryota, Metazoa, Chordata, Actinopteri, Syngnathiformes, Callionymidae. The transcript has 14 exons. Gene Ontology annotation, biological process: protein refolding; cellular response to unfolded protein. The record is from RefSeq and is a predicted model, not a curated record. Gene Ontology annotation, molecular function: ATP binding; ATP-dependent protein folding chaperone; ATP hydrolysis activity.
UCCGCGCCUCCGCCGGUGUGUCGUGUGCUCAGCAUGGCUGCGAUAGGAGUUCACUUUGGCUACUCCUGCGCCUGUGUGGCGAUUUUUAAGGAUGGGCGAGCAGACGUCGUGGCAAAUGAUGCUGGUGACAGAGUCACCCCAGCUGUCGUAGCCUACAGGGAAAAUGAGCAGAUUGUAGGGAUUGCUGCAAAGCAAGGGCGAGUCCGCAAUGCCGCCAACACAAUUGUCAAAGUCAAGCAAGUCCUUGGAAGAAGCUUUGAUGAUUCACAGACUCAGAGUCACAAAUCGGAAACAAAGUGCCAGGUGGUUAGUAAAGACAACAAGCCAUAUUAUGAGAUCACAGCAGGAGAAAAACAGCAACAUGUCUCGCCAGUGGAUGUGGCGAAACUCAUCUUCCAUAAAAUGAAAGAAACUGCACAGUCAGCCCUGGGCUCUGAUGCCUCUGAAGCUGUCAUCACCGUCCCGUUUGAGUUUGCACAUGCUCAAAAGAAAGCACUGAGGGAGGCCGCCGAAGCAGCAGGUUUCCAUGUCCUCAGGCUGAUCCAUGAGCCCGCAGCGGCUCUUCUGGCCUACAACAUCGGUCAAGAGUCUCCCUCAGGAAAGAGCCAUGUUCUGGUGUACAAGCUUGGCGGUACGUCUUUGAGUGUGACCGUGCUGCAGGUGAAUGGGGGAAUGUUCCGGGUUCUGAACACUCACACAGACCACAGCAUUGGAGGAGAGAGUUUCACGCAGGCGCUGGCUCAACACCUCGCCACAGAAUUCAAGCGCUCCUUCAAACAUGAUGUGAGCUCCAACGCACGGGCAAUGCUGAAGCUGAUGAACGGAGCUGACAUGGCCAAACACUCUUUAUCGUCGCUCGGCUCUGCAAACUGCUUCGUGGACUCCCUGCACGACGGCAUAGAUUUUGAAUGCAACGUCUCCAGAGCACGUUUUGAGCUGCUGUGUUCGUCAUUGUUCAACAAAAGCAUCCAGCCCAUCAGAGCGCUGCUGCAGGAGGCAGGGCUUUCCCCCACUGACAUUAACCAGGUGGUUCUCUGCGGCGGUUCUGCCCGGAUCCCUCGACUCCAACAGAUGAUCCGUGAGAUGUUCCCCGAUGUGGAACUUCUCAAUUGGGCGCCCACGGAUGAGGUCAUCGCUGUGGGGGCCGCCCUGGAAGCCGGACUGCUGGUGGGCCGCGACAACCUCGCCCCUGAUGAAGAAACCGUCACAGCAGAUGUUGCCGCCACCGACAUCCUGGUCAAGGAGCUUGACGAUUCAGGAGCUGAAGUUUUCACCGUCCUGCUUCCCUCUGGCUCCCCUUUGCCUGCCCGAAGGUGCCAUGUCCUGAGUGGGGAGGGGAAGCUAUCGUCCCUGUGUUUAGAAAUUUACCAGAGAGUUGCAGCCGAACAGCCGGAGAAGCUGGCAAAGAUCAUCCUGAAGAACCUGCCGCCCAAAGAGAGCAACCAUGACAUCGACACCGUCGUGACAAUGAAAAGAGAUGGCUCCCUGCACGUGUCCUGUGUAGAGCAGAGCAGCGGUAGGACAGAGGUCAUCACCAUAGCUGCCGCGUCAUGACCGGUUUCACGAGUACACAUGGUUAAUGCUGUUUUGUUACCCAAUAAACUUGUCUGUCUGAAAC